AACUGCUUUCGAUUGUUGGCGGGCGCCGCCAUCUUGGUCAGUGAGCUUGCGAGUGGCUGUGCGAGGAGGUGUACGUAUUUCGGUGAAACAAGCAAUUCGUGAGAUUUCCCUGAAAGCCCUUGUCUACUCGUGAAAUCCACACGCAUCCAAGAUGUCGGAACGGGAGGACAACGUUUACAAGGCGAAACUAGCCGAACAAGCCGAACGCUAUGACGAAAUGGUGGAAGCGAUGAAGAAGGUGGCCUCGCUGGACGUAGAACUCACCGUCGAGGAAAGGAAUCUACUAUCUGUCGCGUAUAAAAAUGUGAUCGGUGCGAGGAGGGCAUCAUGGAGAAUAAUAUCGAGUAUCGAACAGAAGGAAGAGAACAAAGGUGCCGAGGGUAAGCUGGAGAUGAUCCGUCAGUACCGAUCUCAAGUGGAGAAAGAGCUCAGGGAUAUCUGUGCUGAUAUACUGGGUGUCUUGGACAAACACUUGAUACCUUGCGCUUCGACCGGAGAGUCGAAAGUAUUUUAUUACAAAAUGAAGGGAGAUUAUCAUCGUUACCUGGCCGAAUUCGCAAUUGGCAACGACAGGAAGGAGGCUGCGGAGAAUUCUCUAGUAGCGUACAAAGCAGCAAGCGAUAUUGCUAUGACCGAGCUACCACCGACUCAUCCUAUCCGUUUGGGACUAGCUCUUAAUUUCUCCGUCUUCUAUUAUGAGAUUUUGAACAGUCCUGAUAGGGCGUGUCGCUUAGCGAAGGCUGCCUUCGAUGACGCCAUUGCAGAAUUAGAUACUCUCUCCGAGGAGAGCUACAAAGAUUCCACCCUAAUUAUGCAGCUCCUUAGGGACAACCUCACGCUUUGGACGUCGGAUAUGCAAGGAGAUGGCGAAGGAGAGCAAAAGGAGCAGCUGCAGGACGUGGAAGAUCAGGACGUAUCGUAACUCUAGCCUUAGUGAGUGAUGUCUUGCGCAUAUAAAACUGAGACAUAUGAAAAAAAAGCAAAAACUCUUAAUAACUCGUAAGCAAAAGAAAACAAUUCAAGCAGGUGACAGUUUGAAGUGGGAAGGGGAGAUCUUUAGCGAUCGCGUGACCUUAAGCACGCGCAACGUAUGGUUACUCAAAAAGAAAAUGAAAAACAAAAAAUCGGUAUCAUUCGAUCCACACACGUAAACACACACGGACUCUCACGUACAUACAUACGUACAUAAAUAUAUACAUAUACACACAGACGCGCGUACAUACAUCGAGUUACGGUGCACAUCAGAAUUGUUGAAGCUAAAAAAAAAAUAGAGAGAGAAAAGACCAGGCACCUUUGGGUUAUACCACCGAGACUGGAAAGCAAAAAAAAAAAACAGAGAAGGAGAGAAAGGAAGAAGGGAAAGCAUAGGUGGGUGUGAUUGCACGUGCGUGGGCGUGUGUAUGUAUGUUUGUAUGUAUGUACGUAUGUAUGUAUGCAUGCAUGCAUGUGAGAAAGAAAGAAAGAAAGAAGAAAGAAAGAAGGAAAGAGGGAGAGGAAGAGAAAUAUCGAGAAAAGUAUACGGUUUUUUAUGAGAUCCGUACACGAUCAAAAUUAGCGUGAUUUGCAAACGUCGUUAAUAAUAAGCGCGUUUUCGGCAAUAGAUUGAGUAAAUAUAAUUCACAAUUAAUUAAAGGUGAUAAUGUUCAAAUGAAAGUGCGUGCGCGUGUUGUUGUUGGUCCUGUACGGUCGUAAUAUGUACGGCUCGUUCUAGCAGUAUUCACACAGAGAGACAGACGAGCAAGCGCCUCAGGAGAAGAGGAAGAUAACGAAGAAAAUGAAGAGAGGAAGAUGAUGAUGAUGAUGAUGAUGAUGAUGAUGAUGAUGAAGAAGAAGAAAAAGAAGAGGAAGAAAAAGAUAAAGAUGGAAAAGAUCGUGUCCCCACUUCCAUUGUGUAUACCGUACGCAUUUUACAAUAGAAAAACCAACAAACGUCGAUCGAGCCUACGGUGUGUUCGAUUGUUCGUUCGUUCAUUCGUAUUACCCGGCCCUAAUCUCCUCCUCGUCCUUCUUCCCUGCUUUUUUACUGCGCGCAUGAUCGUCUCGCAUGCCACGAUAAUAAAACGGUGUUACAACGUUUAUACGCGUAAAUCGAGCGUUAAAACGAUCAGUAUAUAUAUACGUAUAUACAUAUAUGUAUAUAUAUACGUAUAUGUAUGUAUACAUAUAUGUGUGUACGUGCGUCUGUAUACAUAUAUAUGUAUAUGUAUAUACGAAGAAUACUAACACACAGGAACCUUUCUCCUGAAGAAAGCAAGCAAGCAAGCGCGAGAGAGAAAGAGAGAGAUCAAUCGCGUCGUUCCUCCGUGAAACCGACGACGACGUCGACAACAAUAAGAGGAAGGAGAAAGAGAAAAGAAAAAAAUAACAAAAUAAUAAUAAUAAUAAUAAUAAUAAUAACAAUAAUAAUAAUAAUAAUAAUAAUAAUAAAAAACGAGACCAAGAGUCAACGCAUUCCGCGAAUAGAAAUUGAUUUACCGAAGCUUAUGAUUCCUUUUUUUCAUCGCCGUCGAAAAGAAGAGCGCGCGUUUGUUAAAAGAAAGAAUAGGAAAAUCAUGGGAAAAAAGAAGUAAGAAAGGAAGAAGAGAAAAUAAAUAGGAUAAUCGUCAUCAACAGCAACAACAACAACAACAACAACGUAGCCCCUCCCAAGAGUGAAUAAAUAAAUAAAAUAGUCGAUGCAAUAAACACGCCCAUUCAACCUGAAUAAUGGCUUCUUUCUCGAGAGCAAACUUUGCUAUCUAAUAAUAAAAUAUUAUAAAUAAUAAUCUGCGAAAGAAAUGAAGUAUUAUUAUAUCGAAUUUUAAUAUCAGACUUUUCAUUGUAACUGCCUUUUACGCUUCUCCGAGACAGAAAAGACGGGAAAGAGAAGGGAAAGAGAGGAGAUGCUCGUGUAUUUGGGUCAAGGAGAAGUGUCGGAAAAGAAAAUAAAAAAGAAAGGGGGGAAGAAAAAAGAAAGAAAGAAUGGAAAAAAAAAAGUAAACGAAACAGAAAAUUAUCGCGUUCUGCUGUAGAGGAGACCUCCCCUAUUUAGCGUUACGUUUCACAGCAAAGAAGUAGCUGUUUAGCUAGUUUGUAAUGUGGUUGUACAUUUUCAUACGCCCUUUGUGUAAACUAUUAUCGAUUGCUGUGGUAUAUAAAUAAUAACAGAAUAAACGACUCUGUACCCUA
Molecule: messenger RNA, 3168 nt
Organism: Vespula vulgaris
Lineage: Eukaryota; Metazoa; Arthropoda; Insecta; Hymenoptera; Vespidae
Gene: 14-3-3epsilon
Product: 14-3-3 protein epsilon
Exons: 4
Coding region: 152-922 (256 amino acids)
Biological process (GO): signal transduction
Cellular component (GO): cytoplasm
Source: RefSeq, a predicted model, not a curated record